Messenger RNA from Entrophospora sp. SA101, 1152 nucleotides. Lineage: Eukaryota; Fungi; Glomeromycota; Glomeromycetes; Entrophosporales; Entrophosporaceae. The record is from the annotation of a GenBank genome assembly.
AUGGCUGCGACAAUUAGCAACGCCGAAGCAUUUUUAGAAGUUCAAAAAAUUCAAAAACACGGCACUGGCCUAGAAAUUUUCUCCCUUAACGAUACAGGUUUGUAUAUUGAUGAGGAAAAGUUGGGAAAAUACCGCCAAGCCAAGCAAUUAUACGAUAAAAUUAUUCAACUAGAUGGCACACCUAAAAAUGAUAUUAAUAAGUUAGACCCCAAACUGGUUAAAGAAUUAAUCAAUAAAAGUCAAAAAUGGGAGGAAAUUAAGAAUAUAACUAAUAUUCCGAAAGACAACCGCGGCAAAGAUAAUAUUGAAAUAGCCAAAUUAGAAAAAGUAAUUGAAAAUAGUCAAGAAUUAACGAGAAUUAACCAAGAUAUAAUUGCGGAAAUUAAAAAGAAUACUGGUUUGCCUAAUUUAAUUCAACUUGAUGCGGUUGAUAAUCAGGAAAAACUGAAUCCAACGGAACUGGCGGACAUUAAGAAGAAAGUCGACCAUUAUAAGGAUUUGGUGGCUGAUGCCGCGAACGCUGCCGAUAUUGUUACUGGCGACAAACUGGAUAAUGCUAAGAUAAACGAUUUGCGAACUCGUAGCAGUGAACUAACUACGGCAAAAGCAACUAUUGCUAAUUACGAAAGAGCGGUGAAGGCACAAUUAACUUGGACUGGUCAUUCGGCUCCGGCUCAGGUAUCACCCGACACUGUGAAAGAUGAAUUAAUUGCCAAAUUAAAAUAUGAUUCUCUUAAUGACCAAGUAAAUACUGUGCGGCAAGAAUUAACUCUUAAUCACCCAAGCGGCUCGACUAACCUGACUAAUCCGCUGAUUAAGGAUAAUUUAGCACCGUUCAAAAAGGCUAAAACGCUCUCCGAGGCUCCCGCCACUGCUACUGACUGGGAUAACCUGCUGCGUUUAGAUGACCUGAAAACCCAAGCCACUGAUUAUCAAACCCUGGUUGAUACUAAUAAUGGUGCUAAUAAUCAUCCUAAUUUAAUUAGCAAUGGCAAAAUAAGUCAAACCAAAAUUGAUGCUCUCAACCAAACCGCUGCCGGUCACGGAACAGCUGUAAAUACUGCCCUCCAAGACCAAAUCGAUGAAUACCAAAACAAAUUAAAAACUUUAUUACAAGACUUUGCUGCUGCCGUCGAAUCUGAUGAUGACUGA